Molecule: messenger RNA, 1019 nt
Organism: Annulohypoxylon truncatum
Lineage: Eukaryota; Fungi; Ascomycota; Sordariomycetes; Xylariales; Hypoxylaceae
Exons: 2
Coding region: 224-706 (160 amino acids)
Source: RefSeq, a predicted model, not a curated record
CACAUUCACAAAUUCAUUCUCUCCAUCCCAUCACAAAACAUCAAACAGCCAGUCUUCUGUUUCUUUCUUUCAUUCUUUCGUACAGCUGUGCUGUCCUUUCGUUUCUUGCCAUCGCUCGAAUAGUUCUACUUUCGCUUCUCCCUUGACUAAACCAGCUACUCUGUCGUUGACGGCCCAGCAUCGCUCGACUUCUUAGCCUUAUCAGAGCAUAUCAUAUUUCAAUAUGCGUUUCUCUAUUGCCCUUAUUGCCGCAGCCGCUUCCGCGGUGAAUGCCGGCGUCUUCACUCAAAAGACCUACAACGACAUCUCAAUCUCUGGCGGUGUCGCCGGUAACGCGGAGAAUGAAGCACUUGCAGUAUUCAGCGCGCUAAACCAGAACAACCUGGCUAGCGCCGACGAAGACGAUAUCGACUUCCUCAAGUCGGUCAAUAGCAUCUGCAACGAUGCCGAGGAUAACGCCUUUAACCCAGCCAUCGACGCGGCUUCCGGCGAUGCUGCUGACGCCCUUCAGCGCGGCAAGAUCAAGAACAAGGUCCUCAAGCUCGAGGCUACCAUUCUGCGCCUCAAGAUUCAACAAGCACAAGGAGAUGACGUUGCGAGUGAUAUGGCAGCGGAGCAGAAGAAGCUUGACAACAACAUUUCUCAAGACGAGGCCGAGGCUGGACAGCCAUCGACCUUCCUGUCCUUCGACGCCACGACAUCUUAAGAGAGUAGUUGGCUAAGAGGCCCGGUGUUUGGAAAGGAGGAAUACCCGUGUCGACAAAUCACACCAGAUUCUACAUACCUGGUUUUUUUUCAGGGGUGGAGCAAGGAAUAGAUACGAUGAACCUGCCUCUUGACUACCUAUGUACUAAACCAUCACGAUUGAGCGUGGCUGGACCUACGCAACCCCCUUAAUGGAGACUCAGUCAAGUUUGCCGCCCGCCUAUCAAUCUAGGUAAAUAUAAUCAGAAAAAUCGCUACGUAGCAUAUUUCUCGUAAGUUCAAGACGCAAAUUUCACAAGAGUUGUUUAUUGAUC